Messenger RNA from Frankliniella occidentalis (western flower thrips), 2379 nucleotides. RefSeq lists its product as uncharacterized. Bases 43 to 2304 code for a protein of 753 amino acids. Gene Ontology annotation, cellular component: cytoplasm. The record is from RefSeq and is a predicted model, not a curated record. NCBI's taxonomy places the organism in Eukaryota, Metazoa, Arthropoda, Insecta, Thysanoptera, Thripidae. Gene Ontology annotation, biological process: proteasome-mediated ubiquitin-dependent protein catabolic process; multicellular organism development. Gene Ontology annotation, molecular function: ubiquitin conjugating enzyme binding; ubiquitin protein ligase activity; zinc ion binding. The transcript has 9 exons.
CCGCCGGGCGCCGAGCCCUGGUCGCGGUCCGAGGCCACCUUCAUGUUGAUGAAGCAGGAGCUGGCGUCCGUCGCCCUGGGCGGGCAGCCCCCGGGCACGCUGCCGCCCCGGAGGCCAUGCCAGUGCCCCUGCGCGGCCGGGGACAGCGUUGGUCCGGGCUCGGCGGCCGGGGCAGGGGGCGGCGCCGCGGAAGACCCGGAGGAGAACUCCCCGAGCAGCGACGAGAACCUGCCGUACCUGGACGCGAGCGACACCAUCCCGGACCCCGACGACGAGGACGGCUCGUCGCUGAGCGGGACGGGCUCGGGCGGCUCCACCCCCCGCGGCGACUGCGGCGGUGGCGGCGGCGGAGGCGGACACAAGCCGGGCGUCAACUACUCGUUCGUGCACUCGGUGUACCACACGCAGGAGACGCACGAGGAGGCCAUCCUGAUCCGUAUGCAGAAGGCCGGGACCGCGCAGACCGGCGAGCCGGGCCGGGACGGCGGCGCCGUCGCGGUGGUACCCGAGACGUCCCGGGCGCGACAGCGGGGAGCGCCGGACAAAGGGGGCCACGGGGGUGACGGAGGAGGAGGAGGAAGCCCGAGAGCGCACGACGCCAUGCUCACCCCCUCGACCAGCCUGAGAUCCCUGGACGACGUCCCCGGAGAGCCCCACACCGACGACGCCCGAGCCCCUGAGGAGCUGGCGGAGGAGGAGAAGGAGAUCAGGGAGGAGGUGGUGGUAGCCGUCUUGGACGACUUCACCGACUUCUACAACAACACGAUGAAGCGCUGCAGCGCACGCGAGAAUGAGUUUGUCGACCCUCCCCGCGAGGACCUACCCCAAGACGCGCCCCGGCCCUCCCCGGCCCCCGCCUACUCACCGCCCCCGCCACCUCCAGCUCCCGAACUGCCGCCGGGGGAGCCGGCGCCCCGGCGCCAGGACAGCGCGGAGGGUCUCGGCCACGCCUCAGAGUUCUCCACGGCCGACUCGCCCACUGCCGACGACUGGGAGUCCACGGCGACACCGUGCGGCCCGAGCCUCCCGGCAUCGCCGCGGCUGCCCAUUACCAGGAACGGCCGGAUCGUGUUCCCGGAGCUCGUGCUCCCGGAGCUGUUCGACGGGGAGCCGGGGGCCCCGCAGCUGCUGUGCGCCCGCCCGGAACAGGCCAUGGACGGCGAGGGCGAGGCGUACCUGUACCAGUGCAUGCUCGCCAUGGCGGACCUCGGGCAGCGCGCGGCCCCGGUGCCGGUGCACCACCUGCGCCGGCAGCAGCUGCGCCCGCAGCCGCAGCGGCGCCAGGUGCCACCGCCGCAGCUGCAGCCGCCGCAGCCGGAGGGCUGGCCGCACCUGGGGCUGUACGAGAAGCUCAAGCACUUCGCGCACACGUGUCGGCCGCUGCACUGCGCCGAGGGCGACGACGGCCUGCCCCAGGUGGCCAUGACGGCCGAGCUGAACCGCGAGCUGCUGCGCCGCAUGUCGUGCGCGCGGUGCGGGCUGCACACGGUGCCGCCCGUGCUGCAGUGCGCCGAGGGCCACUUCCUGUGCCACGACUGCCGGCCCGCCGUCCCCGAGGGCGCGCCCUUGUUCCGGUGCACCGUGCCCCAGGGCGGCGCCCACUGCGGCGCCCGCCUGCCGCCCGCGAUGCGCGGCCGCCCGGGCCCCUGCAGGAUGUUCAACGGGCUGGCGCGCUCCGUGCGCUACCCCUGCCGCUACGCGCCGCAGGGCUGCCCCGCCCCGCAGGACAUGGACUACCUGAGCAAGGCGGCGCACGAGGCGACCUGCGCCCACCGGCAGGUGCGCUGCUACCUGGGCGAGUGCCGGUGGCGCGGGCUGUGGAGCCGGCAGCGCGCCCACCUGGUGGCCGAGCACGCCGCCGAGGCCGUGGCCGCGCACUGGUACCGGCUCGUGGAGGUGCUGGGCCGCGGGCGCGCGCCCCCGCCCCCCGGCCUUGGCCGCACCUUCGCCUCCAGCCGUUGCUGCGAGGUGGUGCUGCUCGCCGGGCCGGCCGCGGCCGAGGCCAGCAUCUUCCUCGUGCACGCCCUGGAGCUGCCCGGCGGCGCCCGCUACACGGUGCAGGGCCUCGGCCCCGGCCCCUGCUGCCGCUACCGGCUGCGCUUCACCUGCGAAGAGCAGGAGCUGGAGGCGCGCGGGCGGACGCUGCGGCCGGACGAGGACGCGGACCUGGAGCUGCGCAGCGGCCGCUGUUUCCGGCUCGACCGCGACAUGUUCGGCUGCAGCAGCUGCGCCGCCGGCCACCGCACCGCGCUCUACCUCGAGAAGGCCGCCGCGCUCGCCUCGGGGGAGGGCGCCUGCGCGUGACGCGAACCCCCGAGGACCGCGACGACGACGACUACGAGCUCAAUACGACCCUACACGACCCCUCCCCGAGCCCUG